UUGAGAAAUAAAUUUAAUUGUUCGGAUGCGGUCUAGUUUUUGAUCAUAAGUGAAUAAAAAAGUAACUUGAAUGACAAUUUACAAAGCUAAAUAUGAAAUAUGAUUAUAAAACAUGAUAUUAUUAAUGAAUAAAACUCAAAUUGUUAAGCUGUGUGUAUAACCUACGUGGUGUUAACUUUGCCGCCAAACAAAAUUUUGUAAGCUAUUUAAAAUGAAUUAAACACUAGUAAUAAUUCAUUAAAAUGUUGUAAAAUUUCGCUGUGAAUAUUAUAAAAAUGCCAUUUUGAGAUAAAAGUCGUGAAAUUUAAAUUGGUAAAAUUUGAAUUUCAGUUGAUAUGAAUAUCAAUCUAGUAUACAAAAUGAAGGAUAGUUUAGCAGAUUUUAACGAUAAUAAAACGAAACCAACGCCAAUAGCGAAGGUAGCUCCUGAAUUAAAACAGAAUGCUGAUACGGACAUGGGUAUAACGAAAACUUGUGCUGUACUUGGAUGUGACGAUUGCAAGAAUAUGGACUCAAUUAUGUUUUUUAGGUUUCCUGAGGACUCAAGUCUCAGACAAAUAUGGACAGACCUCACGGGCAGAAAUAAUUGGACUCCAACAGAUUUUUCCUAUAUUUGCAUACAACAUUUCUCUGUAGAUUGUUUCAAAUUAGACAAUGAAGACAGAAUGGUGCUUGUGGAUAAAGCAGUGCCAUCUUUGAAAUUGCCUCGACAUGUUUUAGAGGUUGAAUACAUUGAUGAAGACACAUUAGACAAUGAAGGUGAUAAUUAUACUCAGACUGAGAGUGACGAAGAACCAGAGAGGCCUAAAAAAAUAAUGAAAACCAUCACAUACAAAGAACCAGAUAUUGAAUUACUCAAACUGUUCAGUGAAGUACAAAGAAUGCAAAGGCUGGCUGUCACUCUAAAGCAGAAAUUAAAACACAACAUGAGAAUACACAAUAAACAGAACAGGUUCUUGCUGAGAAUUAGAGAAAUAAUCGAAAUGAAAAAGAAGAUUUUAAAUCAGAAAAGAAAGAAAAAAUGUAGAAUUUUAUUGUCUUUGCAAGACAAAAUCAAGGAAGACACAAGUGGUUUGGUUCUAGCCAUGCCGAUGAGACAAACGGAAGACCUAAAAAAUUUUGCACUUAGUGUUUAUAAAUAUUCUCCUCAAGCAUACAUAUACAUUCGGAAUACCCUGAGAACAAUGUUGCCAAGUACUGAAAUUUUAGAAUCGUGGGUGACUGCAGGCUACCAGCCUAAAAAUGUAGCUUCCAAUAUGAUUAAAGUGGUGGCGGAACAGACUGAAACAUCAUUAUCUUGUAAAGUGACUUUAGGUUAAUGGAAUUCGAUUUAUUAAAUAAAUUAAUUAUGAAGGAAUGUCAA
Bombyx mandarina (wild silkworm) is the source of this 1363-nucleotide messenger RNA. RefSeq lists its product as uncharacterized. The record is from RefSeq and is a predicted model, not a curated record. NCBI's taxonomy places the organism in Eukaryota, Metazoa, Arthropoda, Insecta, Lepidoptera, Bombycidae.